Messenger RNA from Exophiala dermatitidis NIH/UT8656, 4236 nucleotides. Its product is annotated as RNA lariat debranching enzyme Dbr1. The record is from RefSeq and is a predicted model, not a curated record. Gene Ontology annotation, molecular function: RNA lariat debranching enzyme activity. Gene Ontology annotation, cellular component: nucleus. Bases 263 to 3352 code for a protein of 1029 amino acids. Gene Ontology annotation, biological process: mRNA splicing, via spliceosome. The transcript is spliced from 3 exons. NCBI's taxonomy places the organism in Eukaryota, Fungi, Ascomycota, Eurotiomycetes, Chaetothyriales, Herpotrichiellaceae.
GUCGCCAUGUUGAAGUUGAUGGCGACUGACAGGGUAUUCACUGCGGCUGGUCUCUUUACGCUUCACUGCGCUUCACUGCGAUUUAUUUCUGCGCUUGGCUGUUUCAUUGUUAUUGUCAAUUAUGUCUCCUCGCAUCUUCUCUUCAUAAUUGCGCCGAUGAUUUCAUUUUCACGAUCUGCGCAAAUUCUUCGGCUUUUGAAUAGUGAUUUUCCACCACAGGACCACAGAUGCAAAGGAUCUGACAGUCCUGGAGAGGAACACGAUGUCUGAAGAGCAAGAGCCUGGUGGCAUUGCGUCGGUGACCACAGGCCAAAACAAAGAAGGCGUCAGAGUGGCCAUCGAGGGCUGUGCUCAUGGCACCCUAAACUCCAUUUAUGCCUCUGUCGAGGAAGCCUGCCGUGUGAAAGGAUGGGACAGCGUUGACCUCGUCAUCAUUGGCGGCGACUUUCAGGCCGUGAGAAAUCAAUACGAUCUCAACGUCACGGCGAUGCCAGAGAAGUACCGCCGAAUGGCAGAUUUUCAUGAGUACUACAGUGGCGCGAGGGCUGCUCCCUACCUGACCAUCUUCAUCGGAGGCAAUCACGAGGCUAGCAAUCAUUUGUUCGAGCUUUACUAUGGUGGAUGGGUCGCCCCAAACAUCUACUACCUGGGUGCCGCCAACGUCAUUCAAUUCGGUCCCUUGAGGAUUGCGGGACUUAGCGGAAUCUGGAAGGGUUACGAUUAUCCUAAAGCUCACUUCGAAAGAUUGCCGUACAAUCGGGAGGAGAUGUCCACCAUUUACCAUGUGCGCGAACUCGAUGUCAGAAAGUUGCUGGCCAUCCGUACUCAGGUCGAUAUCGGUCUUUCACACGACUGGCCUCAGCGAGUGGAGAUGCACGGAAAUUUUGAAUGGUUGUUUCGAUCAAAGCCUGGAUUUGGAGUUGAUUCGAAGAAUGGAAAGUUGGGAAACCCGGCUGCCCGACAGUGUCUGGAUCGCUUGAGGCCUCCAUAUUGGUUUUCGGCCCAUCUGCACACCCGAUAUGCAGCCAUUGUCGAGCAUGGCCAGAACGAUGGAUCUUCACUGCCGCGGGCUACACCAGGUGUGAGCACUGCGAAUCCGGCUGGAUUGUCACCCCAGCAAAACUCACAGAGGGUCUCGGCAUGGCAAGGAUUUCAUGCGGUUGCUCAGCGCGAGGAUGCAGCGGACAGGGACAGGGCUCUGCAAGAGCAAGAGGCUCGACGUCAAGAAGAAGCGAGAACUGGCAUUCGACAAGGCCCCUCGUACACCUUUCAGGAGACAUUCAAACAAGUCGAUUCGAACGCCGGGUUCGACAGGCAUGUCACUUCCACCACCAAGACGGAGAUCAAACCUGGAGAACAGGACCAAGCUAUCCCCAAUCUUGAUGGCUGCUUUGUUUCAAGACCGUCAAAGAGACAACGAACCGAGUCCGAUGCCCUCGAGCCGGCUCGUCCUCAUCCUACGGCCUCGGAGCGUGGAUUCGCCUCAUCGAAUGACCAGCUUGAUGGCACGAAUGCUAGUCGUCCGGCUGGUGCUCCAGAGAUUGUUGUCGACAACCCUGACGCCAUUGAUAUCGACAUGACUGACGACGAUGAACCAGUUGCAACCGGCCGAAACGGCUCUGGCAGCUUUUCUACAGCUCCUAUUCCUAUUCCUGUAGCGACGUCCCUCCGGCCAGACACUGGAGGCAUCGCCCGUGAGCCAAGAGUGUUCUCUCUGCCCAACUCGGAGGCAAGUGAAGACGGCGGUGUCAGACUUAACAAUGCAGACAUAUCGUCGUCAAAGGCUGCGGCUACGGCUGCGCCAGCGGUGCCCACUCCAGCAAUUCAACAGUAUCCGGAGUCCAUGGACGUCGACUCUCCAGCACCGGCCCUGAACUCACAGGGUGUGUCGACCGCAACACCGUCAUUCCAGCCCACUGCGCCAAGCUCUAAAUCCGACCCCUCUUCGGCAAACCUUGUCCCUGAUCUCGAUAAAUGGCCCCAAGACGAGAUCUCAGAAGCUUUUGGUCCACCGCAAGCUGUAGUAGCACUUCCGCAGCCAACUCCACUGGUGACCCAUGACCAGGUCGACUCGACACCCCCCAAUGCAGUUGUGGCAGUACCUGACCCAAUGUCCAAGAGUCGCAAUGUCAGAAAGGGUCCAGGCUCAACUCGGCAGGCACCAGAGGCAGUCCUACCACGGCGAUUCUCAGGUGGAAUCAACGCCGGAAAGACCUCCACUCUGCCGCCGGUUGUCGCACUGCCACAGCCACAUUCGUCGCGUGAAGAAAUCGAGAAGAAUUCAGUCCAGCAGAAAGCUGUCGUGGCACUUCCGCAACCGUCUUCGAAAGGGAAUACCAUCCAGCAGAGCUUGACCGAGGAGCAGCAUGGCAUGACCCCCCUACCGCAUCCCGCAGCGACUGGAAACGACGUCAAGGAAAGCCCAUCUCAGCAGCAUCAAGGAAUGACUCCGCUACCAAAACCGUCUUCUAUUGACCAGCCGCAAGCCGCCAUCGCUGUGUCCCAACCCACCGCAAACGACGUUUCAGACGAGCUCCGCGACCAAUUGGCUGUUCUUUCAAACACUUUCGCCAAGAAGGGAGACAAAGUCAAGAUCGAAGCCUCGCCCAGCCUGCCAUUCCCAGAAGGCAUCACGAACCAGAAAACAGAGUUCUUGGCCCUGGGCAAAUGCGAACCAUAUCAGGAGUUUCUACAGCUUCUUGAAAUCAAGUCUAUCAACUCGAGUUCAGCACAGGAGGAGAAUGUUCGUCGUCCAUUCACACUAUCCUAUGAUCCCGAAUGGCUUGCUAUCCAGCGUGUUUUUGCACCUGAACUCGUCCUCGGCGGAUCUCCGAAUGAUAGAGCACCACCUCACCGUGGCGACACAUUCUAUCGUGAGCAGAUUGUUAAAGAGGAAGCAUGGAUCCACGAGCAUGUCGUCAAAACUGGCAAACUUGGCGUUCCGAACAAUUUCACCAUCACUGCGCCGGUCUAUGAUCCGAAGCCGAAUCAACCUGUUGCUUCCACCUCCAUGCCCCGCGAAGUCACCAAUCCUCAGACAAGCAUGUACUGUGACUUGAUUGGAAUUGAGAAUAAGUUCGACAUCAGUGAGCAGGAGCGUGAUAGGCGCAUGGAGCAGGGUCCGAGACCAGAUCGGCCGGAGUACGUCAAUUAUGAGAGUCGGUCAGGCCGUCGGGCUGGAGGUCGACAUGGUAGCCAUGAAGGACGUGGAGGUGGUGGUCGAGGUCGUGGCGGAGGCCGAGGUGGUGGUGGUGGUGGUGCCGGUCGAGGAGGCUAUGGCGGCCGGGGCCGUGGAGGUGGCCGUGGAGGUGGUGGUCACGGUAGAGGACGGGGUCGUGGUGGUGGUUGGUGAGGCGGUAAGGCUCGACGAUGCAACAAUCAAGGUGUGAUUUGCCAUGUACCACAAUGCAAUGCCAAACUCACCACCACCACCUCCUCCUCCUCCUCCUCACAACUUGGAAGUUGUAUCAAUUGCAUCUCCUUUGGUCUACAGCAACGCCCGCUCCUGGGACCGGACACAGACACAGGAACAAGCGCAUACCAUGCCAUGCAUAUUCGCAUGCCUAGUGCACACGCGGAUCGAAUGCGAAUACACUUUUCUGCUCUGUGCAGCCGAUUUCUGCUUGCCCAGCCAUCAUCUUGACCAUUCAUUGGUUUGUGUCUCUGAUGUUUUCCGCACGGGCUUCUUCUUGCAUUGCAUUCAUUGCCUGCCUUGGUUUUUAUUUUGCAGACAGUGCGGAGUGGAGCAGCGACGCGCUGCACUUUGCUGCGAUGCUUACCUAUGCUUCCAACAGACCAUGCACAGAAUUUGUGGUCUGAUGCCCUGCUUUGAUUGUAUGAUGAGAUACUUACAUAGGUUCCUAGGCACGACAACUCACGUUUACCGCUGGUACAUGCAUCUACUGCAGCCACGCCGCCGGAGCAAGAGAAAACCUAGGGUUGUUUUACAUCGACGACAAAACACUCAAUUCAUUCCAUCCUGCUUCGACUCUGAAGGAUACUAGUAUCGUAGGUUCUUAUUCUUUUCGUUUGGCCCAAGGAACCGGACGAGCACAGUUUAGCAUCAUAAAAUAGAGGAGACGAUUUGAAUGGAAGAUGGAAGAUCAGAAAAAGGACAAAUUACCUCAGGAGAGACCUACGACACUUGUACGCAUAUAAAUCCGGCUUUCAGAAGUGGGUUACACAUGUACUACUAGAAUUUAUCCCACAGUCACGGCUUUGGCCCUGCCAGUCCUA